This is a messenger RNA of Schizosaccharomyces osmophilus, 2949 nucleotides long. RefSeq names its product MutS protein-like protein 2 (gene msh2). Lineage: Eukaryota; Fungi; Ascomycota; Schizosaccharomycetes; Schizosaccharomycetales; Schizosaccharomycetaceae. The coding region runs from base 1 to 2949 and encodes 982 amino acids. Gene Ontology annotation, biological process: mismatch repair; mitotic recombination. The record is from RefSeq and is a predicted model, not a curated record. Gene Ontology annotation, molecular function: mismatched DNA binding; ATP binding; ATP-dependent DNA damage sensor activity. Gene Ontology annotation, cellular component: nucleus; MutSalpha complex. The transcript is spliced from 3 exons.
AUGGCCUCCAAAAGUUCGAGCAGCUCGUCUAUGAACGAAAGAACCGAUGAGGCUCGUAUGUUUUCAUUUUACGAGAAGAUGCCCAAAGACUCAAAUACAUUACGCGUCUUUGAUCGUGGAGAAACAUAUGUAGCCAUUGGAGAAGACGCUUCUUUUGUCGCCGAAAAUGCCUACCAUACAACUUCAGUCCUUAAAUACCAUAAUCAGUCUAAUCUCUCUUUCUGUACUAUGUUUCCUUCUUUGUUCAUAAAAUUUGCUGAAGAGGUAUUAUCAAACUAUGCAAAACGAGUGGAAAUUUGGGGCUCCAACAAAAGCAAAACCGGGUUUGAAUUGCUAAAUCAAGCAAGUCCUGGUAAUAUGCAGAUGAUUGAGGAUUUAAUGAUGAACAGUGAUGCGACAAAAGAUCCUACUGUUAACGUUGAUAAUUCGGGUGGUUCUAUAUUACUAGCAGUUACUACCCGUGUGAAACAGGAUCAACGUGUUGUCGGUGUAGCGUUUAUAGACCCGUUCACAAGGAAAAUAGGUGUCUCCGAGUUCGUUGAUUCGGAUUCGUACACAAAUUUCGAAGCGCUUCUUGUCCAAACUGGUGCAAAGGAAUGUCUUAUCUCUCAACAAGACGGGGAAAAUGCUGCAACCGGGACGUCGAUUACCAGAGCUGAAUUAAAUCGCCUUAGAAACAUAAUAGAAGGUUGUGGUGCGUUGGUUACUGGUAUACGAAACUCGUAUUUUUCUCCAAAAGACGUUGAAUUGGAGCUUGCAAAGGUGUUGGACGUCCCAGUCACCCAUGCACGUUUACCAGAGUUAAGUCUUCAGCUCGCCAUGAGCUCGUGUAACGCUGUAUUACGAUAUUUGGGACCAAGCUUGGUUGAUCCAAUUCCUUCGGAUGACGUUGAAGUACAAAAGGAUCUUGCACGAAAGUUUCAUCUAUAUGAGCACAAUCUGGAGCAGUAUAUGCGCCUGGAUGUAGCUGCAGUACGUGCAUUGAAUUUGUUGCCCCCAGCCAAUGGAAACGCGCAUCGUACAAUGAGCUUGUAUGGUUUGUUGAACCAUUGUAGGACUCCAAUGGGCUCGAGACAACUUAGGCGAUGGAUCGUUCAGCCUCUUUUAGACCCAAAGGCUAUUAGAAGGAGACACAAUUUGGUUUCUGCUUUUAUUGAAGAUCCAGAAGUUCGACAGCUCUUGUUAGACGAUGACCACCUCCUUCGUUCCAUCCCCGAUGUGCCUCGACUUUGCCGACGUCUUAUUCGAGGUUCUUCAAGUUUGGAAGAUGUUGUUCGAAUUUAUCAAAUGGCGAAAGCUCUUCCAAAUAUUGUAACUGCUUUAGACUCCUUGAAAAGUGAGCAUAAAGAGUUAGUCGACCAAGUCUACACGACUCCACUGUCCGCCCAUUGUAAAAAUCUAACAAAACUUAUUGAGCUGGUGGAGACUACCAUUGAUUUAGAUGCACUUGAUGCUCAUAGAUAUAUUAUUCGUGCCGAAUUUGACGAAGAAUUAUUGGAGUUACGACAAAGGCUUGAAGAGCUUCAAAGCUCAAUUUUUGACGAACACAAGCAGGCAGGCGUUGACCUUCAGCAGGAUACUGAAAAGAAAUUACAUCUUGAGCAACAUCAUUUGUAUGGAUGGUGUUUGCGUCUUACGAGAGCAGAAGCUGGCUGCUUACGCGGACGUAAUUCCCGUUAUUCGGAAUUAUCAACUCAGAAGAAUGGUGUCUACUUUACUACGAAGCGUCUGCACAAUCUCAAUAGUACAUAUAUGGAUUAUCAAAAAAGUUAUAGAUAUCACCAGAAUGGACUAGCUCGAGAAGUCAUCAAGAUUGCUGCAACCUAUAGUUCUCCCUUAGAAGCGGUUGGCCAAAUUUUAUCACACUUGGAUGUUAUAACAAGUUUUUCUCUUGCUAGCACACUUGCGGUUACCGCAUAUGUGUGUCCAACGAUACUGGAUUCAAGGAUGGAAAUAGAUACAACGGCCGGUGAUCAAGAAAAGACAAUUGAUAUCGUAGCUUUGGAAGAAAAUCCAGAUAUCAAUGAAUUGCGUUCCCACUUACGGUCUUCUCAUUGUGCUUGCGUUGAAUUGAAACAAGCGAGACAUCCUUGUUUAGAAGCACAGGAUGAUGUUAACUUUAUUCCUAACGAUAUUUUUCUUAAACGGAAGGAAUCUGAGAUGCUCAUAAUCACUGGACCAAACAUGGGAGGAAAGUCCACUUUCAUUCGACAAGCUGGCGUCAUUACAGUUAUGGCUCAAAUUGGAUGUUUCGUUCCUUGCAAUUCAGCUACUAUUGAUGUUGUAGAUAGUAUUCUCGCCCGUGUUGGAGCCGGUGACUCUCAAUUGAAAGGUGUUUCCACUUUUAUGGCAGAAAUGCUAGAGACUGCUACGAUUUUAAGGUCUGCAACUAAGCGUUCUCUCAUUAUAAUUGAUGAAUUAGGAAGGGGUACUAGUACCACGGACGGUUUCGGUUUGGCAUGGGCAAUUACGGAGCACAUUGUUAGAAAAAUUAAUUGCUUUUGUCUUUUUGCUACGCAUUAUCAUGAAAUGACUCGGAUGUCGGAAGAAAUUCCAACUGUUAAAAACUUGCAUGUGACAGCCCACAUAGGAGAUACCAAUGCUCGUGACGUUGCACUGCUAUAUAAUGUUUGCGAAGGAGCAAGUGAUAGAAGCUUUGGUAUUCAUGUAGCAGAAAUGGCGCAUUUCCCAGCCAAAAUCAUAGAAAUGGCCCAAGCAAAAGCCAUUGAAUUGGAGGCCGAAGAUGAGGAUCCACCAGUGGAAGAUGCUGAAGGACGGGCGAAGAAAGAAGGUAUCACCAUAAUUCGAAAACUUAUGUUAGAAUGGCAAAAUCAGGUGGGAAAGGAUAUGCCGAAAGAGGAAAUGCUCCAAAAGUUCCAGCAAGUAUUAAAGAGUCAUGCUUCAGAUAUUGAGGCAAACACAUGGUUGCAAUCCAAGAAGAACAUCUGA